AUGUUCGUGGAAGAGUUUGUGGCAAACGUCGCGAGAAUACAAUAUGCCUUGUCCACGCUGGCAGAGUUGCAGCUCACCGCUUUCAGAUAUCCUCCAUCAGAUUCUGGCAUACGAGAUGGAGCAACAUUUGACUUUGUGAUCGUGGGCGCGGGCUCGGCAGGCAGCGUGCUGGCCAACAGGCUCACAGAAGACCCGAGGGUGACGGUGCUGCUGAUAGAGGCAGGCCCCGACCCGCCUAUAGAAUCCAAUCUUGCAGGUCUAUACCCAUACAUCCUAAAUUCACACGUAGAUUGGACUUACACGACAGAUAAGAAUCAAGAAGCAUUUCCAUGUCAAGUGGACAACAGGUACCGCGCACACCAAGGCAAAAUGUUGGGCGGCUGCAGCAGUAUCAACGGAAUGUAUUAUGUUCGUGGACAUCCCGAAAUUUUCAACUCAUGGGCCAGAGUUGUAAAUGAUCCGUCUUGGAAUUACAACAAUAUUCUAAAAUAUUUCAAAAAAAGUGAACGACUUGAAGAUGCCGAUAUUCUCAAUUCUCUUGAUAGAUUUUUUCAUGGCACUAAUGGAUAUCUUAGAGUAACCAAGGUCAAUAAUAGUGAUUCGGAAAAAUUCAAGGAAGUUUUCGAGGAACUGGGAUACAAGUUUGUCCGAGAUAUAAAUGGGUUUGAUAAUAUAGGAUUCAGUGAGCAACUGGUGACAUUUGCAAGCGGUCUUCGUCAAAGUACAGCCAACGCAUUUUUGUCUCCCAUCAAAAGUCGCCCUAAUUUACACGUUUUGAAGAACACCCUCGCAAUCAAGGUGGAAAUUGAUGAAAAAACUGCAACAGGCGUUGUAGUGACUGAUAAUGAUAAUAAUACUUUUACAAUUAACGCAAGAAAAGAAGUUAUAAUUUCGGCUGGAUCCGUAAACAGUCCACAGCUGCUGUUACUAUCUGGGAUCGGCCCAAAAGAACAUUUGCAAAGUUUAGGUAUAGAAGUGAUCGUAGAUAUUCCCGUGGGGGAGAAUUUGCAAAACCACCACGUUGUAUCAUUACUGAUAAGCAUACCAGAUACUAAUAAUUCAACAACAAUGCCUGUAGAUCCUCACGCUUAUUCUGCUGCUUUGCCAACAGGACAUGUGUCGCUUAAUGCAUCAGCAACAUCACCUGAUUUCCAGGUCCUCACACAAAGUAUCAACGAUCAAGGAUAUGUUUCAACGUGCAUAAUGUUUCAUUUUAACGAUAAUGUUUGUGAAUAUUUUUAUAAUAAAUUGAAAGGCAGUAAAGUUGUGUACAUAGGAAUAUCAAACCUUAAACCUCAAUCACGGGGAGUAAUCUCAUUAAAGAGUUUGGAUCCGAAAGAGAAUCCAUCGAUUAGUAUCCGACCGUAUGAAGGAGACGAUUUGGAAAAUACAGUGAGUUAUGUGCAAAAUAUAGGUCGGAUUGCUAAUACGAGUUAUAUCAAGAGUGUUGGCGGAAAACUGGUAACGUUGCCGAGUUGCGAGGACUUUGAAGAGGGGAGCCGUGAGUACUGGACGUGCUACGCGCGCUGUAUUGUCAGUAGCACGUUCCACUUCGUGGGCACGUGCGCGAUGGGCUCCGUGGUGGACAGCCGGUUGCGCGUGCGCGGGAUGAACCGACUGAGGGUGGUGGACUCCAGCGUCAUGCCCUUCAUCACCACCGGGAACACCAACGUUCCCACCAUCAUGAUCGCUGAGAAAGCAUCUGAUAUGAUUAAGCAAGACAACAACAUAUUAUAGGUAAAUGAUAAUUACCAAAUUAAUACAUUUUUGAUUUUGACAUGCCUUGUUGUGGAACAUGAAUG
This is a messenger RNA of Ostrinia furnacalis (Asian corn borer), 1802 nucleotides long. Its product is annotated as glucose dehydrogenase [FAD, quinone]-like. NCBI's taxonomy places the organism in Eukaryota, Metazoa, Arthropoda, Insecta, Lepidoptera, Crambidae. Bases 1 to 1737 code for a protein of 578 amino acids. The record is from RefSeq and is a predicted model, not a curated record. The transcript has 3 exons. Gene Ontology annotation, molecular function: oxidoreductase activity, acting on CH-OH group of donors; flavin adenine dinucleotide binding.